CAGUGCGGAUGGAUAUGGAGAGUGCGUGUCUUCUCCUCAUUCGAAGUUUGGUGUGCAGAGAUAAUAUGGCAAAACCGCGCUUUUUCGUUUCGACGAUUCCUCUGUGAGUGUCAGGGCUGAGUGGAUGUGCAAUAUCCUAGGGGUUUGAUUUCUGAUUGCUGCUCCCUCCAAAUUAAAGAUCAUGAUCUCCCAACACUCUGUUUGGCUUCCAGUUCGAAAUGAUUGUACUAAGUGUUAUUUUGUUAUAUAAACAUCAAUGUCCAUUGAAUCACAGCCAUUUAUAAUCAUCUUUCCAUUUGCCAAAUAGUUCACAUUUUAGAGAUUUUGUUUGUAACCCACUCUAGCUUGGGAAAGUCAUUUUCGUUAUUGGUCAUUGUUUAUCCUUUCCUCUAUGAUGUUUGUGUAUGACUGUAUGGUAUUGUUGCCUUGUCCCUUAGCUCAGACUUGUGCCUAAGAAAUGCGUGAAUCAAUUGAAACCCAUUAUUCUUUUGUAUGAGGUACCACCAGCUACCAGCUAACUCGUCAAAAAAUUCUCUCCCAAACUCUUGAUUAUUGGCCGUGUAGGAUUUUGCUUGCAAAAGAUGCAGCAGGUUGUCAUUCCCGGGCAAAAUAGCAAGUCCUUUUUCAGUGUUAGACUAGAUGUACAGAAACCAGUUGAGUCUAGAAUUUCCCAUGUAGUUUUUAACUUGGUUCCUAGGCACGGUCAUGGCAAACUAUGUCUUGGUGGAACAAAGAUUGAACCUCUAGUGAAGAUCGGGCACACAUUCUGCCCUAGUAGGAUAAGAGUUGCGGAUGAAUAUCAAGAAAAUUUGUCUGAUGAAGAUGACGAUCUCUGUCCCGUUGAAUGUGUAAGAGAAUUCACCACUGAUGAAGAGUUCAGCAGAAUUCUGGACAAGGCUAAAGAAAAUGGAUCUUUGGUGGUGGUGGAUUUCUUCCGCACCUCUUGUGGAAGCUGCAAGUAUAUAGAGCAGGGUUUUGCAAAAUUGUGCAAGAAAUCUGGUGAUCAUGAUGCUCCGGUAAUCUUUCUAAAGCAUAAUGUAAUGGAUGAAUAUGAUGAGCAAUCCGAGGUUGCUGACCGACUCAGAAUCAGGGCUGUGCCUCUUUUCCACUUCUACAAAGAUGGGGUCCUGUUGGAAGCAUUCCCAACCAGAGACAAAGAUAGGAUUGUUGCAGCCAUCCUCAAGUACUCGUCUCUUGAAGCUGAAGAUAUCUUAGGUUAACUUCAAGAGAUGAAUUCACGGCACCCUCAGUGACGGUUGUGCACUGCAGGAAAAUUAGUCAAUUUUUGUAUCUUACAAAGUUCAUUGAACAACAUGAUGUAUACUCAAUAAAAAAAAGCUGUAGUCUUGUCAGCCUAAUUUACUUUGUUAGGAUAUUUGAUUGCAAAGAAUUUGGUGGAGAGUUUAAUGUCCACUAUGAUACACCCUUCACUUUCCCCAUAGGUAAUAAAUAUAUUUUCUUUCUGCUUA
This is a messenger RNA of Cajanus cajan (pigeon pea), 1469 nucleotides long. RefSeq names its product Thioredoxin superfamily protein. Gene Ontology annotation, cellular component: chloroplast. Lineage: Eukaryota; Viridiplantae; Streptophyta; Magnoliopsida; Fabales; Fabaceae. The record is from RefSeq and is a predicted model, not a curated record.